AUGAUAUCUUCCAUGAUUCGACGAAUUGUCGGAUCCUCGCAACCUAGCGAGGAGCCCCCAAGCAGGCGAGGUAGCGUUAUGAGGGAACCCGAGCAUGAGGGCGACGACAAGGCGGAGGAGGUGACAAUGGAGACGGAAGAUAAAAAGAAGAAGAAGAAGAAAAAUAAGAAGAACAGAAAGAGUGGCGAAGAUAUGGAGUUAGAUAUGGCGGGCAAGGAGGGCAAGCAGGCUAGGGCGGACAUUACGAAUGGCGAUCUAGAUUUGAAUGCAGACGGGGAUACGACCAUGCAAAUGAAUGAUAAUGGAGUUGGAGGGACUGCUGAAGAGCUGAAGGUGAAGAAGAAGAAGAACAAGAAGAUUAGGAAGAAGGAGAAGGAUCAUGCCGAAUUGGGCCACAGUAUCGGGCCUGAUCACGAACUGGUGGACGAGGCCUCUGCGCGCGCUCCCAACGGGUUGGAGUCUCCGAAUGGCACGGUCAAAGUCAAGAAGCACAAGAAAGCACGAAAAAUCCUCAAGGAGAAUGAAGCUACCCACGAACUAGAGGAUAUCGCGAGUUACGGAGUUGAAGCCUCUCCGGCAGGUGAAGCACUUGUGGCCGUUUCUGCGAAAGCAAAGAAGCAGAAGCGGAAACAAUCCCUUGUGGCACCAGGUCCUAGCCUGGCAGCUACUAGUCUGGAGUCCACAAAUGGUUUACAAGGCAACGACCAUACCGAAGCAGACCGUGAAGAGCAUGAGAAUGGGACUCCAAUCCGUCCAUCAGAAAACGCCUUGGGAAAGAGGAAGGCUUCCCAGUCACUGCCUGAUUCGACACGAAAGACAAAACGCAAACACAAGGGUGAAAACCCUCCGGGCAACGAUCUGAUAGACUUAGGCUUAACUGCGUCAUCACAUCCCAAUUCGAUACAGCAAUCGAACGGUCAUCGGCCGCUUCAAAGUUUUGCUGAGGGCCUAUACAUCCAAAGCACGAAGGGGGACGGAGGGCCAUCCUCGAUACCUCCACCGGAAACAAGCCGAAUACAUCGACCUACGCCUACCUUUACGCCUAUCAAUGCACGGCGCUCGCCUUCCAACGAGGAAACCGAGGAACCUCGAGCCCCCACACCGGAGCUUGAAUCUGCAACCCCACAAGAUCCGCCCUCACCCCCGAAGUCGAAUCAGAAACGAAAACGCCGACUGCCCGUUGAUGAAUCCGAGUCUCCCAAACUGAAUAUCGAGGCAACUCCCAGGAAACCAACCAAAGGAAAAUCAACACCAACUAAGAGUAAAACUUUAGCAUCAGGAUCGGCGACCCCAGGCAACAAAAGAGGAAGCCCCCUUACACCUGAAGACAUCGAGGGCAUAAACUCAGCCGUUGCGAUGUACCGCGACUCCAAUAGAAUGACCCAAUUUGACGUCAAUGCACUCAUCCAAGAUACCCAGAGUGGCAAGAACCCUGAACGAGAUGAGUUGAUGACAUUCAUUUACGAUAGACUUCCGGAGCUUCCUAAACCGCGGAUUAGGGAGAUGUGCAACACUAGAUUUCACAAUUACGCUCGAGGCUCAUGGACCAAGGAGGAGGAUGACGAGCUGAGGGAUGCCGUUGAAAGGUUUCCUGGUGUAUGGAGGAAUAUUGGGCCUCUGGUCAAUAGGCACCCACGAGAUGCUCGGGAUCGAUGGAGAAAUAAUUUGGUCUGUGGCGAUAAGCGAAAGAAAUCCGUAUGGACGAGGGAGGAAGAGGACCAGCUAAGAGCUGCCGUUGCAGAAUCUCUGGAACAGAUCCGUAAGGACAAGGCUGAAUCUACGGAUGCACAAUACAAAGCGAAAGACGAUAUGGAUCUUCUGAACUGGGCAUCUGUCAGUGCCAAGAUGGGUCUCGUUAGAAGUCGCCUUCAGUGCUUGCAGAAGUGGAUAAGGUUGAAGGACCGUGAGGCUGAAGUCAGCCCAGAUCCAGCUGAGGACCAAGAGGCUAGUAAAGGUCACUGGCGAUUGGAGGAAGCUAAAAGAGAGACUCAAGCCAUGAGCGCGGAUGAAAUAUUACGUUUCCUCUAUGCUGUCCGUAAUAGUGGCGCUGCUAGAGAAGGCAAGAUACCUUGGAAAAUAGUUUGUGCCGACGUCAGCCAAGAGAAGGGGAGGCGGAUGGUUUACAGGUUCUGCUUUAAAAAUCUCAGGCGGAAGAUCACUGGCUACAAAGAUAUGGAAUUCAAAGACUGUCUUGAGAUGAUAAUUAGUCGUUUUGAGGAAACGGCGCCGUCCGAACCACCGGAAUUGCAAUAUGUAGGAGAGCCUGAUCGGAUAAUCCUUAGGAGGAAUCGGAAGAAGAAGGGCGAAGUCUGGACGGAAGAGGAGCUUCUCGAAAAGCGUCAGAGGAAACACGUGAGGAUUAGGCCCCUCGGCGAUGAUAAUGGCAAAGCUUCCAGCAAGAAGAAGAGAAAGAGAGACGCCAAUGACGACGAGGCAGGCGUUGAAAAUAGCGAGGGCUCCAGUAAAAAGCAGAAGAGAAAAGAGAAACCACAGGCCAUCAGCGAAGAAUAUGUUAUGGAGGAUGCUGAUGAGGGAGAGCAAAAUAUUGGCCAAAGCGUGGCGAUAGAAAAGCCAUCCAAAUCGAAGGUGACGAAAGCGGCCGCGAGCGCUGAGCAGCCUGCCGAUGGCGAAAAUGUUACUCCAAAGCAAAAGAAAAAGAAACUCCGCGAUCGUAUGAAGCAGCAUGGGGAAGGCCAGAGUCAAGAGUCGGGGAGUGAAAGCCAUGGUUUCGCUCCAGAUAUGAGCGAUGAUAUCGGAUCAGCUAUUCAGUCUCUCAAGAAAGCACACAAGAAUUCACGAAAGAACAAAAAGAAAUCUUCCGACAAUGGAGCCAGCGAGGUUGCAUCUGAUGGCAAUCCUCGGCGCGAAGUAAAUGGGGAUUUGGGACACUCUGAUGCAGACAUCCCGCCCACUCCAAAUAGGUUCAAUCAGCGGCAUAACAGCUUAAGCCCCGAUCUUGAUACACCGGUGAAAUAUGAUGGGCGGCGUCACAACAAGAAGAUUGGCUCCCCUUCUCCUGGAGGGGAUAAGGACGAGCAAGCGGAUACUAAUGAUCCUGCGUUGUCUGAUGUAUCUAGUUCCGAUGGGAGUAUUCCCGCAAGAACGAAGCCGCUAGAAGGAGAUAAUAGCGAGGAUGAUGUUUGA
Molecule: messenger RNA, 3144 nt
Organism: Venustampulla echinocandica
Lineage: Eukaryota; Fungi; Ascomycota; Leotiomycetes; Helotiales; Pleuroascaceae
Exons: 1
Coding region: 1-3144 (1047 amino acids)
Biological process (GO): regulation of DNA-templated transcription
Cellular component (GO): nucleus
Molecular function (GO): transcription cis-regulatory region binding; DNA-binding transcription factor activity
Source: RefSeq, a predicted model, not a curated record